AUGAAGCUCUCAACCAUUUUCAUCGUGGCAACGUCUGUCCUCCUUACCGGAGCAGGUGCCGCACCACGCCAUUCGACCGACACUUGUUGGAAAUCGUGCUUCCCCCACAAGCGCCAAUGUCCCCAUGGCUGGCAUCCGGAAAAGCACCGCCAUUGCUGGACGUGCUGCAAAGAUCACGAUGGCAAUUUUGAGUACGAUUACGAUUACGACUAUGAGUACGAGUAUGAGCUCUUUGAUUGGCAGUAA
Messenger RNA from Aspergillus alliaceus, 246 nucleotides. RefSeq lists its product as uncharacterized. NCBI's taxonomy places the organism in Eukaryota, Fungi, Ascomycota, Eurotiomycetes, Eurotiales, Aspergillaceae. Bases 1 to 246 code for a protein of 81 amino acids. The record is from RefSeq and is a predicted model, not a curated record. The transcript is spliced from 3 exons.